AUGUCAACUAAAGGAGAACAUCAUACAGUUCCACUUUCUGUGUUGCUCAAGCGUGAGUCAGCUAAUGAAAAGAUAGACAAUCCUGAGCUUAUACACGGGCAGGCGAAUCAGAGCAAGAAAGGCGAGGAUUUUGCGCUUGUUAAAACAGAGUGCCAAAGGGUCAUGGGUGAUGGAGUUACCACCUUCUCAGUUUUUGGGCUUUUUGAUGGACACAAUGGUUCUGCAGCAGCUGUCUACACAAAGGAGAACCUCCUGAACAAUGUAUUAGCUGCGAUACCCUCUGAUCUCAACAGAGAUGAGUGGGUUGCGGCACUUCCUAGGGCUCUGGUUGCAGGAUUUGUUAAAACUGAUAAAGAUUUCCAGGAAAGAGCAAGGACGUCUGGAACGACUGUAACUUUUGUAAUAGUAGAAGGAUGGGUGGUGAGUGUUGCAUCUGUGGGUGACUCUCGUUGCAUACUCGAGCCUGCUGAGGGUGGUGUCUAUUAUUUAUCUGCUGAUCAUCGGCUUGAAAUAAACGAAGAAGAGCGAGAUCGUGUCACUGCAAGUGGUGGUGAAGUUGGUCGAUUAAAUACUGGUGGGGGUACUGAGAUUGGUCCUCUGAGAUGUUGGCCUGGUGGUCUUUGUCUCUCAAGAUCCAUUGGAGAUCUGGAUGUUGGCGAAUACAUUGUUCCAGUUCCUUACGUGAAGCAAGUCAAGCUGUCUUCAGCUGGUGGUCGACUUAUCAUCUCAAGUGAUGGUGUGUGGGAUGCAAUUAGUGCAGAGGAGGCUCUUGAUUGUUGCCGUGGCUUGCCACCUGAAACCUCCGCGGAGCAUAUUGUUAAAGAAGCUGUGGGGAAAAAGGGUCUCCGCGAUGACACAACCUGCAUCGUUGUUGACAUAUUACCAUUGGAAAAACCAGCUGCUUCGGUGCCGCCUCCGAAAAAGCAAGGAAAAGGAAUGCUAAAGUCCAUGUUCAAAAGAAAAUCUUCCGACUCGUCAUCUAACAUCGAGAAAGAGUACGCAGAGCCUGAUGUAGUUGAAGAACUCUUUGAAGAAGGCUCUGCUAUGCUCUCAGAGAGAUUAGACACAAAGUAUCCGCUUUGCAAUAUGUUUAAGCUGUUCAUGUGUGCUGUGUGCCAAGUAGAAGUGAAACCUGGAGAAGGCGUCUCGAUCCACGCGGGGUCGGCUAAUUGCCGUAAACUUCGUCCGUGGGAUGGUCCGUUCCUCUGCGCAACUUGCCAAGACAAGAAGGACGCAAUGGAAGGGAAAAGAUCAUCCGGAGAUAGACAUAGUAGUGAGAGCGACUAG
Molecule: messenger RNA, 1287 nt
Organism: Microthlaspi erraticum
Lineage: Eukaryota; Viridiplantae; Streptophyta; Magnoliopsida; Brassicales; Brassicaceae
Source: the annotation of a GenBank genome assembly